This is a messenger RNA of Fusarium odoratissimum NRRL 54006, 1365 nucleotides long. RefSeq lists its product as uncharacterized. The transcript has a single exon. NCBI's taxonomy places the organism in Eukaryota, Fungi, Ascomycota, Sordariomycetes, Hypocreales, Nectriaceae. The record is from RefSeq and is a predicted model, not a curated record. Bases 74 to 1333 code for a protein of 419 amino acids.
CGCGGGGGUCUAUCUGACCUUCUCAUCCAUCUCCACCGGAAAUCCUUCCAUUUCACACACACUGCAUAGCACCAUGCCUCUGUCCACGGGCUUCCGAAAACAUCUGAGGUGGAGAAGCAGGGAAUCUACUCCGACUUUGUCUCAACAUUCGCUGCCAGACAGGAGGACAUCGGUAGCGAAACGGUCCCAAAGGAAGAAGAAGAAUCUUAUCGGGCAUCCCAUUUCUAAGAUGGAAAUCGGUGCCCCGCGAUGGACUUUGACGGACAGCAUGACAAAUGUUCUGACAGACCAGCGUUUCAGAGGCAUUGAAACAGAUGAGAGGUUAGAAACCGACCCUAUCGUAAUGCUGCCCGAGACACAAGAAGCUGCGCAACAAUUAAAUGAAGGAGCAAUGAGAAAGCCGUGCUUCAUCGGUUCGGUCAGCCCUGUGGCGUCAACGGAGUCCUAUGAAUCCAUCCCGAGGGGCAAAGAUAAAGACGACAUUUCACCAGAAAGCCUGCCACGACUUAUCCCAAAAGACUCUGUUCGCUUGAGCGCAGAACACGUUCAGAGACUGCCACCACCACCAGAUAUCACGGUGACGGCAGCAGAUAGGACGGAAAUAAAGCCGCUGAGUGAUGUUCCUGCCUUCGUAACCGCCAACAUGAAGAGCAGAAAAGAUGAUAAAUGCAUAUACCUCAUGAGCACGCCGUAUACGCUCACGCAACCCUCUUUCCGUCAUGGCCCCAUUGUUCUUUCCAAAGCUGACGUGGGUAGAGGGAUCGAGACUUUGGACGACACAUUAGACUGGGAAGCAUUCCAGAUAGCAAUUCAAGGGGGGGUGGGAGAUUUCUUCCAAGACAUAUCAAAAGAACAAGAUGAAGAGGAGAUGGAGGAGAUUAUAUCAUGGUUCGAUACGUUUGGCUUUGAGACACACGGGGUGCUGGUAACCGAGGACGUGCCCGAGCUAGAGUUUGAGCCUGGGCCGUCGAUGCGACCGUCGUCAGACAGCACUCUCUCGUCAACGCCUUCCACCAUCGACAUUGAUAAUAACCUGCCCAUCCCAGUGGGUGCCGAGUUCCCUUCCGGGUUCUGGAACGCUCUAGAACCCGGCCAGGCAUUUGAAAAAGUUAAAUUCUCCAAAAACACAGGACUGAAGCGAUGGCUCUGCGAAGGGGGACCCAAACGCCCUUCAUUCCACAGCUCGGAUGAGAGUCUACCACCGAGUCCGAUGAUGCCGCUCAUGGUUGACGACGAAAGCCCUCUUUCGGAUAGAGUACCGAUGGGUUGUAACCUAGGCCAUGACCUUGGUGACUUUUUGAAGUGGCAGGAGGAAAACAUUGUAUAUGUCUGAGUUUAGUAUGCUGCCGCAACGAUGAUUGCGUU